CUUCUUCACUAGAGGACAGGAGGCUCUCAAGGCUCGGGUCUAGCCAUGGCCCCCUGGCGCAAAACUGACAAGGAGCGGCACGGAGUGGCCAUCUACAACUUCCAAGGCAGUGGAGCCCAGCACCUCACUCUACAGAUUGGCGAUGUGGUUCGAAUACAGGAGACCUGUGGAGACUGGUACAGAGGGUACCUCAUAAAGCAUAAAAUGUCACAGGGCAUUUUUCCUACAUCCUUUAUCCAUCUCAAGGAAGUGACAGUGGAGAAGAGAAGGAACGUAGAAAACAUCAUCCCUGCAGAGAUCCCUUUGGCACAAGAAGUGGCAACGACACUCUGGGAGUGGGGAAGCAUUUGGAAGCAGCUCUAUGUGGCCAGCAAAAAGGAACGCUUCCUCCAAGUGCAGUCCAUGAUGUACGACCUGAUGGAAUGGCGCUCCCAGCUCCUCUCGGGAACACUACCCAAGGAUGAGUUGAAGGAACUGAAGCAGAAAGUCACAUCCAAGAUCGACUUUGGCAACAAAAUCCUUGAGCUGGAUCUCAUUGUCCGAGAUGAAGACGGAAACAUAUUGGACCCUGAUAAUACCAGCGUCAUCAGCUUGUUCCAUGCUCACGAGGAGGCAACUCACAAAAUCACGGAGCGCAUCAAAGAAGAAACGUGCAAAGACCAGCCAGAUUAUGGGAUUUAUUCACGAAUCUCCUCAUCCCCCACCCAUAGCCUCUACGUCUUUGUGAGAAACUUUGUGUGCCGAAUUGGGGAGGAUGCUGAACUCUUCAUGUCUCUGUAUGACCCCCACAAGCAAAUGGUCAUAAGCGAGAACUAUCUGGUGCGAUGGGGCAGCAAAGGAUUCCCAAAGGAAAUCGAGAUGCUCAAUAACCUGAAGGUUGUCUUCACGGAUCUUGGAAACAAAGACCUCAACAGGGAUAAGAUUUACUUGAUCUGUCAAAUAGUCCGAAUCGGGAAGAUGGAUCUUAAGGACAUAAAUGUCAAGAAGUGCACCCAGGGGCUGAGGAGACCCUUUGGGGUGGCAGUAAUGGACAUCACCGAUAUCAUCAAGGGCAAGGCAGAGAGUGAUGAAGAGAAGCAACAUUUUAUUCCCUUUCACCCGGUCUCAGCUGAGAAUGAUUUCCUUCACAGCCUUCUGGGCAAAGUCAUAGCAUCCAAGGGCGACAGUGGAGGGCAAGGCCUUUGGGUGACCAUGAAGAUGCUGGUGGGUGACAUCGUUCAGAUCCGAAAGGACUACCCACACUUAGUGGACAGGACCACCGUGGUAGCCCGGAAGCUGGGCUUCCCAGAGAUCAUUAUGCCAGGGGAUGUCAGGAACGACAUCUACAUCACUCUCUUACAAGGUGACUUUGACAAGUACACCAAGACCACGCAGCGGAACGUGGAAGUGAUUAUGUGUGUGUGCACAGAGGAUGGCAAUGUCUUACCUAAUGCAAUUUGUGUGGGAGCCGGGGACAAGGCCAUGAACGAGUAUCACUCAGUUGUGUACUACCAAGUCAAACAGCCACGCUGGAUGGAAACAGUCAAGGUGGCCGUCCCUAUUGAAGACAUGCAGAGGAUCCAUCUGCGGUUCAUGUUCCGUCACCGGUCGUCACUAGAAUCUAAAGAUAAAGGAGAAAAGAACUUUGCCAUGUCCUAUGUGAAGCUCAUGAAAGAAGACGGAACCACUCUGCAUGACGGAUACCACGAGUUGGUGGUUCUCAAGGGAGACAGCAAGAAAAUGGAAGAUGCCAGCGCUUACUUGACGCUUCCUUCUUAUCGAUACCAUGUGGAAAACAAGGGAGCCACUCUGAGCCGGAGCUCCAGCAGUGUUGGGGGCCUUUCUGUCAGCUCCCGGGAUGUGUUCUCCAUUUCCAUCCUGGUGUGUUCCACGAAGCUCACGCAGAACGUGGGUUUGCUUGGUCUGCUGAAGUGGCGUAUGAGGCCGCAGCUACUCCAGGAGAAUCUAGAGAAGCUGAAGAUUGUGGAUGGAGAGGAAGUAGUGAAGUUCCUCCAGGACACUCUGGAUGCCCUCUUCAACAUCAUGAUGGAGCACUCUCAGAGUAACGAGUAUGACAUCCUCGUCUUUGAUGCUUUGAUCUACAUAAUAGGACUCAUUGCAGACCGGAAAUUCCAGCAUUUUAACACCGUGUUGGAGGCUUACAUCCAACAGCAUUUCAGUGCUACCUUGGCCUACAAGAAAUUAAUGACGGUGCUGAAGACUUACUUGGAUACCUCCAGUAGGGGCGAGCAGUGUGAGCCCAUCCUCAGAACUCUCAAGGCUUUGGAAUACGUGUUCAAGUUCAUUGUCCGGUCCAGGAGAUUAUUCUCACAGCUUUACGAAGGCAAAGAGCAGAUGGAGUUUGAAGAAUCCAUGAGACGGCUCUUCGAAUCUAUCAACAACCUGAUGAAAAGUCAGCACAAGACCACCAUUCUUUUGCAGGUGGCAGCUUUGAAAUACAUCCCGUCAGUCCUUCACGAUGUGGAAACAGUCUUUGAUGCCAAGUUGCUCAGCCAGCUCCUGUAUGAGUUCUACACUUGCAUCCCUCCCGUGAAGCUGCAGAAGCAGAAGGUUCAGUCCAUGAACGAGAUCGUGCAGAGCAACCUCUUCAAAAAGCAAGCACGAAGCAGACUGAGGCUUUCUUGAACUGGAACUGGAGAGAUCCAACAUGGAAGGAACUGGGCACUGAGAGCCCCCAGUAGUCCCAGGCAGCCAGGUUUGCUGUGCGACACCCGCCAGGCUGGAAAGAUUGCUGAGUGGAACCAGACCACGGAGCAAAAAAGAGAAGCCAAUUACCUAAAGGCAAAUGAGACUCUAAUUACAGCUUCAGUUGAAGAGGGGAAAUUAUUGAAGGAGAGGCUUCCCAUUCUCCAGCUACGUACAUCCCAGAAUGGUUGUUCAGAGCAAAGGCCUUUAUCAGGAUCUGAUGUUGCCACCUCCACCAGGACCCUUUACCUCUCGCAGCAUCUGCUGCUCUUCUAUCAAAGGCAGACGCAGGGUGGUUUCCUCGGUGCUUUGCUCUGAGUAUUAAGCGGGAUGUUCACACAGAGAGUCUGGCAUUUAGUAAGGAGCUCACAGGCGAAGUGUCACCACCCGUGCUGGCAGUACCGUUUCCAGCCCAGCUAUUACCUGUAUGGAAGAAGGGCUGUGUGGGGAAAGGUGAGGCCGGGAGUCAGUGGCGCCGUGUUCUGACUUCCUGCACGUGACAAUUUAGUGGAGUCAUCCCUCAGUCUCAAGUGAGAAACUUGAAUUAGGGAUGCUUCAGCCUGCUUUUACCUCCAGGUCUGCUGACUGAGCUGGCCACCCAGAGAUUCAGCUUUGAGCGGCUGUGCGAGCAGCACACAGCAGGAGCCUCAGACCCAGCCCUCCCUGACGGUGGAUAUAUAGCUUUUUAGUGCCCCUUUAAUUCCGUGCUUCCUGACCUGUCAGAGUACACUGUGCUGAGAGCAUGUGCUCUCAUAGUUGGGUAUCCUCACAUGAUCCCUAGGCACUGAGGGUUGUGCACGCUGCUCAAAUUGAAAUGUAGGAAGCAGGACAGGCUCCCACUGUCCACACUAUACCUAACUGUUCCCGAGUCGCCAGCAUUCACUACAGCAACUGGAAAUACAUUUGGGCUUGUAAAAAUUCACAAACUGUAUUCAUGGCAUUUGAAGAUCUGGGAUGUUGAGGACAUUCAGCUACUGACCCUUGUUGUAUGCUUCCUAUUUCCAGAAUGUAUUCCGUCCUCCCCCAAAUUAAAGGCAUGGAGGUUACAGGGAAUGACCAACAGACUCUGGGCCAAUCUUCUGAUACCUAGGCUCUGCCUCACUUUCAGAGUAAAAUGAGACCAUCAAAGAGGGUCCUACCUGCCUGGCAGAGCAAUUUUGUUAUGUGGGGAGGUGGGAGGGAAAUCAGGAGAAAGAGAAAGAGAGAAGGAAAGGGAGAAAGGCAGGAGAUGAGUUAAAAAGGCUCAUACACUGGCCGUGUCAGUGUCUGAGGUGGGAAGAUUCCACAGCCAGUCGAUGAAAGAUCUAAAUCAGCAGUUCAGAGAAACAUUUAAGAGGCUUCGCCCUGAUACACACAACAACCUCGUUGCCCCUGGGCAUCUGGUUGAACAUCUCUCUCCAUCCCAAGAAAAUCUCAAACAAAAUCAUGGUCUUCAAUCCAAA
Rattus rattus (black rat) is the source of this 4127-nucleotide messenger RNA. RefSeq names its product dedicator of cytokinesis protein 2. The coding region runs from base 46 to 2625 and encodes 859 amino acids. Lineage: Eukaryota; Metazoa; Chordata; Mammalia; Rodentia; Muridae. Gene Ontology annotation, molecular function: small GTPase binding; guanyl-nucleotide exchange factor activity. The record is from RefSeq and is a predicted model, not a curated record. The transcript has 26 exons. Gene Ontology annotation, biological process: cell migration; small GTPase-mediated signal transduction. Gene Ontology annotation, cellular component: cytoplasm; plasma membrane.